UUUUUAGAUUUUCACCAGUAACGUAGAUUUUUAUUUAAAAAGUUUCGUUAUUUUAAUGUAUUAAAAUAUUUGUGCCCUCGCAGGCCGAUUCCUCAAUAAUUUUUCAUAAUAAUACCUAAACUUUUUCAAAACGGCUUCCCAAAUUAAAACAAUGUACCGAGUUUAUCUCGGAAACUUAGAACACAACGUUACUGAGAAAGACCUGCAGCAGUUAUUUAGUGACCACGACUUGACGCCUUCCAGCAUUCUUAUUAAAAAGGGCUACGGAUUCGUUGAUUGUCCGGACCAGAACACUUUUGAUAAAACAAUCGACAAACUCAACGGUUUUACUUUCAUGGGUUUGCAAUUGCAAGUUGAGCCUUCCACAGUAUCCAAAAGAAGGAAGAGUAACAAAAUUCAAGUCACCAAUCUGCCUGAUCAGUUGGACACAGAAGACAUAAAAAGUUUACUAGCUUCAAAGGGCAAAAUUCAAAAAUGUGAUAUUGUCAAAAGCAACUUAGACAAACAAUUAGUUGUUGUCUACGAUACAGUUGAAGAAGCACAAAAAGCCUUAGAAGAAUUAAACAAUUACGAAUAUCAUGGAUCUGUGUUGCAAGUUGAUUUCAUGAAUAUUCGAGAGAGUCGCGCUAGUAAACAUGUCAACAAGUUAGCCGGAGAUGCUGCCAAGACAGAAGGUGUCUACAUACUCAGGCUUCUGGUUCCAAGUGAAUAUGUCGGAGCUAUCAUUGGUAAAAGGGGGCAGACUAUUCAGAACAUAACAUCUGAAAGUAAAGUGCUCAAGAUUGAUGUUCACGGAAAAGAUAGCUCGGGUUUUAUUGAAAAGGCAAUAUUUAUUGCUGGCAAGUCAUUGAGUUCAGUAUCAUGUGCCUGUAAAGAAAUAUUGAAGAUUAUGCAACAAGAGGCUUCUAAUAAUAAUAGAAGCGAGGCAGUAUUAAAGAUGUUGGCAGAUGAUCGUUACUGUGGUCGCGUGAUUGGCAAAGAAGGCAAGAGCAUUAGGAAGAUCAGAGAGGACACUGACACUAAAAUUGUUGUCUCAGGAUCCGACGAUAUGAUGUCAACCUACCCUGAUCGUAUCAUUGUCAUCAGAGGAACUGUUGAUAACAUGUCAAGGGCUGAAGAAGCUAUAUCAUCCAUUCUCUACCAAUGUAUGGAGAAAGAUCUGCAGCAAAGAGGGACAGGAAUGCAGUAUAAUAACUAUGUUGCACCUCGACCAUCAUAUUCUGCUGGCCGAAGUUACUCCACUCCAAGAUACAAUGGAAUGGCAAACAGAGGAACAUACUCGCCAGCUGAUCGCCAGAGACCAGGCGUCAGAGGGUCGUCGGGAGUGGACAACCAAAAAAAUUGUUAUUACAUCACUGUGCCAAACACUGUGGUUGGCGCAAUCAUCGGCACAGGAGGCUCAAACAUCAAACAAAUCAUCAGAGAUUCCAAUGCUUUUGUUACUAUUGAAACAAAGAAAGAUGUUGAUGCCAACCCAGCUUCAGACAGGAGUGUGACUAUCAAGGGAACUCCUGAUGCAUUUUGGAGGGCUAGCUUUUUCAUUUUUGAGAAAAUGAAAAUGGAAGGGUUUGCCGGUAACGAUGACGUUCGCUUGAGGACUUUAAUGACAAUCCCAAAAAGUACUGUUGGACGAAUUAUUGGAAAAGGUGGCAAGAAUGCCCGCGACAUUGAACAGGUGACUGGAGCCAUUGUUAGAAUUACAGAUGAUCCUCGAGCUAGUGAUGAGGAAUCAUUAGUCGAAGUCUGCGGUACAUUCACUGCUACUCAGGGGGCUUUGUCUCGCAUAAGGACAAUUGUGAACCUGCAAACAGCAAAACAGGCUCGGUCAGUCUCACCUCCUCGCGAUCGGGGUGACCAUCAGGUCACUUCACAAUAAUCUUUAUAUUAUUUAAAUCGCUCCUUACAAUAUUACCUUAUGAAAUAAUAACAAAAUGUUACAUUAUUCGUUAUCUGGAUACAUACUUAUGUUAAAACAUACAGCCAAGCCCUUAAAUAUUUUUCAACAUUUUUUGCCAUAUUAAGUUAACUUAAGGGAAAGUUCCAUUAUAAUAUGGAUUACCUAAAAGUUCAGUUAUCAUUAGCAUUGAUUCUUUCACUGAUGUCAUUUAAUUGGAAACAUUCUAUCAGUUUCAAUGUUCUAGCUAAUUCAGUUAUCUCUCAUUGUUAAUAUUAUUUAAAAUGCAUUUGGUUAGCCAUCCUUUUCAAUUUGAUGACUCUUUAAUUGUUAGUAGGUGUUAUUCAUUGAUUUAUUCCAGAUGAGAUCUGUUAAGUUUCUUUGGCACAGAGAAAGUUGUUAGGCUUUCAAAUAAUUACAUGACUACAUAAUUUUGUUGCUGGUUUAUUUGUCACUUCGUGUUAGUAAUUUUAUUUUCAAGUGAAAAUUCGCUAUUUGUAUGUUGAGAGUAUCCUGAAACAAAUCUUUUUAAAUCGGUUUAAUGUAUCUGCUGAACGUAAUAUAUUUAUACUUAAAAUUAUUCUUUUUUAUAUAAAUGAAUUUAUUUUUAAUUCGUUUUGUCACUUUCAAUAUUAAAUAUAAUAUAUUUAAAUUGCAAAUGAACUGAAAUUAAUACUGAAAAAAAGUUGACGGAUUAUAGAAUAGUUUUGAAUGUAUUAAUAAAUAUAGCCUAAUAUUUUCUUAGAAUUACCUAAGGAAAAUAUUUUUAUAUUUUAGAUUUUUAUGAAUCUAGUUCAUUACUAGGUUUUGGUAGUUUUAUUCAACAUUAUGAUGUGUUAGUUAUGCAGGGUUGUUAACAUUUUUUAUUCGUUAAGAAUGAUUUGUAGUUGUUAUUUUGGAGAACACAUUUCAUUUUUUGAAUCAACAAUAUGUCACUAUGUUUUGUUCUCAAUAAAAUAAUUUUUAGUUGAUAAUUUGUUAAAACAUGUUCUUGAUUCUUUUGGGUGUUUCUUAUUUUUACUGCUUAAUUUUUUGCAUGAGUUUUCAAUGAAAUUGCAAUCCGCUUUUAUAAAAAUACAUACAUUUUAUUCC
This is a messenger RNA of Helobdella robusta, 2986 nucleotides long. RefSeq lists its product as hypothetical. Gene Ontology annotation, cellular component: cytoplasm; cytosol; nucleus. The record is from RefSeq and is a predicted model, not a curated record. Gene Ontology annotation, molecular function: mRNA 3'-UTR binding. NCBI's taxonomy places the organism in Eukaryota, Metazoa, Annelida, Clitellata, Rhynchobdellida, Glossiphoniidae. The transcript is spliced from 16 exons. Bases 152 to 1876 code for a protein of 574 amino acids. Gene Ontology annotation, biological process: regulation of gene expression; nervous system development.